AUGGCGUCUGCUGGAGAGUCUAUCUUGGCUCUCACUGGAAAGAGAACCACUGGUCAGAGCAUCAGAUCGCAAAAUGGUAAUUUGAAAGAACUACUUUGGAUGUUCCUUAAAUUAUUGCUUUAGUUACUGCUGCUGUUGCCAUCGCCAACAUUGUGAAGUCUUCUUUGGGUCCUGUUGGGCUCGAUAAAAUGCUCGUCGAUGAUGUUGGAGACGUUAUUGUCACUAAUGACGGUGCCACGAUUCUCAAGCAGCUUGAGGUAGAGCACCCUGCUGGAAAAGUUCUCGUUGAGUUGGCACAACUUCAAGACGAAGAAGUUGGAGAUGGAACGACUUCGGUUGUCAUUAUCGCCGCUGAGCUUCUUAAACGAGCCGAUGAGCUCGUCAAACAAAAGGUUCACCCGACGACAAUAAUCAAUGGGUACCGUCUGGCCUGCAAGGAAGCAGUUAAAUACAUUCACGAAAAUGUUUCGUUCACCGCUGAUUCCAUUGGCAGGCAGGCUAUUGUUAAUGCUGCCAAGACUUCCAUGAGCAGUAAAAUCAUCGGACCGUAAGUUUUCGUCUAUUAUGCUAGAGUCAAGUAUAACAUUUUUAGUGACGCCGAUUUCUUCGGUGAGCUGGUUGUUGAUGCUGCCGAGGCUGUGAGAGUUGAAAACAAUGGAAAAGUGACUUAUCCUAUUAACGCUGUCAACGUGCUGAAGGCGCACGGAAAGAGUGCUAGAGAAUCGGUUUUGGUCAAAGGAUACGCUCUCAACUGCACCGUUGCCAGCCAAGCUAUGCCAUUGCGCGUGCAAAACGCUAAAAUCGCCUGCCUCGAUUUCUCGCUUCAAAAAGCCAAGAUGCACCUCGGCAUUUCGGUUGUCGUUGAAGAUCCAGCAAAGCUCGAGGCUAUCCGCCGCGAAGAAUUUGAUAUCACGAAAAGACGCAUCGAUAAGAUUCUGAAGGCCGGAGCUAACGUUGUUUUGACCACCGGAGGAAUUGAUGAUCUCUGCCUCAAACAAUUCGUGGAAUCCGGAGCUAUGGCUGUCCGAAGAUGCAAGAAGUCUGAUUUGAAGAGAAUCGCAAAGGCGACUGGAGGUAAAGGAAAGCCUGAGAAAGCAAAGUAAUCGCCGUAUUUCAGCUACCUUGACCGUUUCUUUGGCUACUCUGGAAGGAGACGAGGCUUUCGAUGCUUCCCUUCUCGGAAGUGCCGACGAAGUUGUACAGGAAAGAAUCAGUGAUGACGAGCUCAUUCUCAUCAAGGGACCGAAAUCUCGCACGGCAAGCAGCAUCAUUCUUCGAGGAGCCAACGACGUCAUGCUCGACGAAAUGGAGCGCUCAGUUCACGAUUCUCUUUGCGUCGUUCGUAGAGUUCUCGAGAGCAAGAAGCUUGUUGCCGGAGGAGGAGCCGUCGAGGCUGCUCUCAAUCUUUUCCUGGAGACAUUUGCUCAGACUUUGUCUUCCCGUGAACAGCUCGCCGUUGCCGAGUUUGCGACAGCUCUUCUUAUCAUUCCGAAGGUUCUCGCCAGUAACGCUGCUCGUGAUUCCACUGACCUGGUCACCAAGCUUCGUGCGUAUCAUAAUAAGGCUCAGCACAUAGCUCAACUGCAGCAUCUCAAAUGGUAAACGAAAUGAAAUAAUACUUUAAAAACGCUGCGGGUUUUGAAGGGCUGGUCUGGAUCUCGAGAAUGGAACCAUUCGCGAUAACAAAGAGGCUGGUGUUUUGGAACCAGCUUUGAGCAAGGUCAAAUCCCUGAAGUUUGCGACUGAGGCUGCCAUCACGAUACUGCGUAUCGAUGAUCUGAUCAAGCUUGAUAAGCAGGAGCCUGCCGGUGGAAAUGAUGAUUGCCACGCCUGA
This is a messenger RNA of Caenorhabditis sp. 36 PRJEB53466, 1834 nucleotides long. NCBI's taxonomy places the organism in Eukaryota, Metazoa, Nematoda, Chromadorea, Rhabditida, Rhabditidae. The record is from the annotation of a GenBank genome assembly.